AUGAAUUUACUGUCGCUCGUUUUCGGCUUUCUCGCCUUCCUGCGGCUCUGUCUCCCCGCGUCAGCCGUCCGACUCAUCGAAUCCAACGCUCUGAAUAUCUGUCAAGACAGCUCGAAUUUCACUGCCACCUAUUUCAAUGUCCUCUUUACUCCAGACAACCGAACCCUGACCUUCAGUUUCGAUGGCGUGGCCUCCAUCUCGGGCAAGGUCACCGCCGACCUCACCCUGUACGUCUACGGAUAUGCGAUCCCCCAGAAGACGAUCGAUCCGUGCAAGACGGACAAGAUGAAGGGAUUCUGUCCGAUGAAUGCCGGUCCCAUCGAUGUUCCGACCGCCUCCAUCGAGGUUGGGGAGGAUGUGGUCCGCAGGAUUCCCGGCAUCGCAUAUACUGUCCCGGACCUCGACGCCACCGUCCGGAUCUACGUCAACUCCAGCGCAACCGGCGAGAGUAUCACCUGCGUCGAGGCGCGCCUCUCCAACGACAAGACCGUCUACCAGGCCGGAGUCGGCUGGACCACGGCCAUCAUCUCGGGACUGGGGCUCGCCGCGUCGGCAUUCACCUCGACGCAGGGCCAUUCCAACGCGGCCGCGCAUCUGGCCGGCAACACCCUCGCGCUGUUUGGCUUCGUGCAGGCGCAGGCCAUGGUCGGGAUGCUGGCCGUGCACAUGCCGCCCAUGGUGCAGUCGUGGACGCAGAACUUCCAGUGGAGCAUGGGGUUGAUCCGGGUCGGGGCGGUGCAGAAGAUCGGGACAUGGUACCAGCGGUCGACCGGGGGCGUGCCGUCGACGCUGCUGAUGCAGUUGACCACCACGUCCGUGAAUGUGCUGAAGAAGCGCGCGGUGGCGGAGGAGAGCUCGACGAAUGUGAUUGUCCGGGGGAUCAAGCGCGUGGGGCUCAAGGCGGCGAUCGAGGAUACGAACCUGUUCCUGACGAGUGUGAUUAUUUUCACCUUCUUUGCCCUGGUGGUCAUGAUCAUCGUCCUGCUGAUGAAAGUGGUCUGCGCGGUGCUGGCGAAGAAGGGGCGAACGGGUCCCGCCUGGGGCCACUUCCUCGGUGAAUGGGACGUCGUCGCCCGCGGGGUGCUGUACCGUCUGGUCUUUAUCGGCUUCGCGCCGCUGAGCAUCUUCUGCCUGUGGGAGUUCACGCAGCGUGACUCGUCGGCGGAGAUCGUGGUGGCGGCCAUCAUCCCUGGCUCGAUCAGCGGGGCGCUGGUCUGGGCCGCGGUCAAGAUCAUCCUGCUCAUGCAAAAGUCCAUCUCGAUGCAUCGCAACCCGGCCUACGUCCUCUACUCGGACACCACCUGCCUCAACCGCUGGGGCUUCCUGUACGUGCAGUACCGCGCCACAGCCGCCAGCUUCAUCCUCGUCGUGAUCGGCUACCUGUUCGUCAAAGCGCUGUUCAUCAGCCUCGGGCAGACGGUGCCGAUCGUGCAGACUGUCGCGCUGCUCGUGCUCGAGGGUCUGAUGCUGAUCGGGGUGAGCGUCGUGCGCCCAUGGAUGGACAAACGCACCAACACGUACAACAUCGCUAUCGCGGCGGUGAACUUCCUCAACGCCAUCUUUGUGCUUUUUUUCUCCGGCGUGUUCGACCAGCCGGGGAUCGUCUCCGGGGUGAUGGGCGUGUGCUUCUUCGUGAUCAACGCGGCCCUAACACUCGUGUUGAUACUCUUGGUCAUCUACGCGUCCGUCAUGGCGGUCAUCUCCAAGAGCCCCGAUACGCACUACAAGCCGAUGCAGGAUGAUCGCGGCUCGUUCAUCCAGUCCCAGGCACGGCUGGGGCCGGAGCUGGAUGACCUAAGCGCUGCGGCUCGAGGGGGCAUGGUCGAAACCAAGUAUUGA
Messenger RNA from Aspergillus fumigatus Af293, 1839 nucleotides. RefSeq names its product DUF907 domain protein. Gene Ontology annotation, biological process: transmembrane transport; fungal-type cell wall biogenesis. The record is from RefSeq and is a predicted model, not a curated record. NCBI's taxonomy places the organism in Eukaryota, Fungi, Ascomycota, Eurotiomycetes, Eurotiales, Aspergillaceae.